AUGGCCGCGCCUCCGCGCUUGGGAUGCGCCCCCCUCGCGCUGGCGCCCCGGGCCGACUCCGCCCUGCGUGCUCUGCGGGCGUCUUCGCGCGGGCAAGCCGCAUCACUGACGUCCAGCGGUCCCAUUGGGGAUCACGUUGGUACUGUGCCGGGAGCCGAGCGAAGCCAAGCCAAGUCGGCCGACGAGCCGCGCCUUGGAGCGGCAUCUAGGGACGCUCCGGCCAGCGCCUACGUGCACCUGCCCUUCUGCAAGCGGCGGUGCUUCUACUGCGACUUUCCCGUCCGGGCGGUGGGCGAUGACGCCGGGACGCCCGCGGUCCAAGAUGCAAUGAGCAAGUAUGUGGACCUGGUGUGCGCGGAGAUCGACGCCAACGUCCGCCUGGGCUCCCGGCCCCUGCAGACCGUGUUUUUCGGCGGCGGCACGCCCUCCCUCACGGCACCGGGCCUGCUGGAGAGGAUCCUGGCCAGCCUGCGCCGCAAGCUUGGGAUCGCCCACGGGGCGGAGAUCUCGAUGGAGGCCGACCCGGGUACGUUCGACGCGGUCAAACUGAGGGCCUACCUGGACCUGGGGGUGAGCCGGUUCAGCGUGGGGGUGCAGGCCUUCCAGGAGGAGCUGCUGCGCGGGGGGGGCAGGUCGCAUUCCCUGGCGGACGUGCGGAGGGCCAUCGAGGACAUGCACGCCGUGGCGCCCCCGUCCUGGAGCCUGGACUUGAUCUCCGGCCUGCCCUUCUCGACGCCGGCGGCCUGGGAGGAGAGCCUGCGCAUGGCGGUGGAGGCGCAGCCGCAUCAUGUGUCUGUUUAUGACCUCCAGGUCGAGGAGGGCACUCCCUUUGGCCAUUGGUACUCCCCUGGCCAGAGCCCACUCCCUUCGGAUGCUACCAGUUCAGCCAUGUACGUCAUGGCCUCAGAGACACUGCGCAGUUCAGGUUAUGAACAUUACGAGGUCAGCAACUACGCCAAGCCUGGCCACCAAUGCAGGCACAACCUGACGUACUGGACCCGGCGCCAGUGCUAUGCAUUUGGCCUUGGAGCAGCUUCGUACCUGAUGGGAAGGAGGUUCCGGAGGCCUGCAAAGAUGGCUGCAUAUCGGAAGUGGGUGCACAGCCUUCAAGGUGAGGCUGUGCCCAUGGGAGGGCAACCAAAGGAGUCUCUCAGGGACCAGAUGGAGGAGGAACUGAUGCUAAGGCUUAGGCUGCGGGAAGGACUGGAUUUGAUGCAGUUCGAAAAUGAGUUUGGGGCAGCAGCAAGGGAGGCUGUGGUUGGGGUUCUUGCACACUUUGUGGACAGGGGCUUGGUAGAAGUAGACGCUCCUUGUCAUAAGUCACUGCUGUCUGGGGGUGUGAGGCAGGCAGGGGAGCGGGUGAGGCUCACUGACCCCAGUGGGUGGCUGGUGUCGAACGAUAUCAUUUCGGAUCUGUUUGUUGCGCUGCCGGAUUGA
This is a messenger RNA of Ostreobium quekettii, 1437 nucleotides long. NCBI's taxonomy places the organism in Eukaryota, Viridiplantae, Chlorophyta, Ulvophyceae, Bryopsidales, Ostreobiaceae. The record is from the annotation of a GenBank genome assembly.